UUCGAGGUAGGAGGCCGCUUUGGUUUGGUAUGGAGCUAGGUGCAGAUGCAAUGUGGCUCUCGAUAGCACCUUAUGGAUAGUUGCGUCCCAAAGGAUGAGAAUAGCUGCUGAAGUCCUAAAGAGCAAGCCUAACUCAAGCUAUUGGCACACAGGCAUUACACAGAAAGCUGGAAGUUGAAAUGGCCAAACGUACCAAGAAGGUUGGGAUCGUCGGUAAAUAUGGGACCCGCUAUGGGGCCUCCCUCCGGAAAAUGGUGAAGAAAACUGAAAUCAGCCAGCAUGCCAAGUACACUUGCUCUUUCUGUGGCAAAACCAAGAUGAAGAGACGAGCUGUGGGCAUCUGGCACUGUGGUUCCUGCAUGAAGACAGUGGCUGGCGGUGCCUGGACGUACAAUACCACUUCCACUGUCACAGUAAAGUCCGCCAUCAGAAGACUGAAGGAAUUGAAAGACCAGUAGACGCUCCUCUACUCUUUGAGACAUCACUGGCCUAUAAUAAAUGGGUUAAUU
Molecule: messenger RNA, 509 nt
Organism: Sapajus apella (tufted capuchin)
Lineage: Eukaryota; Metazoa; Chordata; Mammalia; Primates; Cebidae
Product: putative 60S ribosomal protein L37a
Exons: 1
Coding region: 180-458 (92 amino acids)
Biological process (GO): translation
Cellular component (GO): ribosome
Molecular function (GO): structural constituent of ribosome
Source: RefSeq, a predicted model, not a curated record